AUGUCGUCCAGCGAACUUUCAGACGCGCUCAACCCCCUCGCGGUCCAGAGAACUUCCCCGACCGUUGUUGCAGAAUAUUCUGCCACAGUCACCUCUACGACGAGUACAACGACAACUUCAACUCACCAGCUAGUGUACUCCUCCUCUGCAGGGUAUGUUCCUCACCGUAGUGAGCUCGAGCUGGCAAUGGUCGAACCUCAGUCAAGCACCGGGAGAUCUGAUGCAACGCAGAGAAAUUCGCCACAAGCUAACGGAACGCGUCUUCUCCAAGAGUUACUCCGUGUGGCGACGGCGACGAAAGAAACUCAAGAAGCCGAGUUCAGACGAAGGCGCGCAUGGGAACAGGAACAGGAGGACAAGAUUAACUACCUGCUUUCCCGUGAACACGACCGUGACACCAGGGUUGCAGAGAUCACUGAACUUCGCAAUGAACUUGCGCUUCUCCGAGCCCACGUUUCCGCCAGUGCGCAUACUUGUCCGCCGGCCCUUCCGCCCGACACUCCUUCCUCUUCUGCUUCUGGGACCGAACUGGCGAUCAACAGCCCUCCCCAACUGAUGUCCCCCAUUUCACCGUCGUCACAAGCGGGGCCCCUUACGCAGCAUCUGAUGCGUCUUCCUGAUCUCGCGUACAAUGCUCAUCACCAUCGUGGAGAACCUUGUUCGGCUGGUUCGAGAGGGGCUCAUCUCCACAAUUACACGGAAAAACAAUUACAUUGUAACGAUCUCGCCUCUCCUCUCUCCCCAACCGCCAGCCAGUCUCCAUUGCUCCCUCUCAAGGGCUCAUCACAUUCUGCACCUGCCUCUCUACCUUCGCCUAUCGCUAGUCCUCACCGGUCCAAGAAGAAGCGCCGCAGCGUCACUCCUUCUAGCGAGAACGACAAUGACAGUGAUAGUAGUUUUGCCUCAUUCUUUAGCUCAGGACGUCCUCGCAAAAGGCUCAAUCAUCACGACAAACGAUGUUUGACUAUUCAGCACGCGAUGCGGGCACAUUUCUGGCGCGUGCUGGGGAUUUCGAACGAUGGGAAACUCCCUGCCAGUCAUGCCGAGGGCACCCCAUUGGGCCCUUCCGACCCGGUCCGCUUCGUUUGGGAAAAGACUACGAAGCAAUCGGUUCACAACUCUCGGAUGAAAGCCCGGGUUAUCGCCGACCUCAAGCAAAACCGCCAACAGUACAAACACGUUCCCAGCAAGGACUUUGGAAAGAAAAUCUUGGACGCGGCCUUCGAACAAUGUUUUACGACCUUCAGGCAGAAAUAUCGCGUCCAGACGGAUGAAACGGUCGCUGCUCAGAGCAAGAGGAGGGAAGAAGCCAAAGCGCGUAAGGCACGCCAUGCCUCUCGUCGAAAGAUCAAACUGGCUAAUCGUGCAGAAGCUCGCUUGAAAAUUCCUGCUCUCCAACACGUUGCGUUCGAUUGCGCCUUGCGAAUCGAAUGCAUGUCCUCCGAAGAAUCCGAUGCAGAUGGAGAGUCAGAUGUGCUGGUCACUCGCGGGUAUUCUUGGCGUAGCUCGCGGCUUUUGCGCUUUUAUCAUGCCCUGGAUCAGGAGGAAAUCUCUGACAGGUCCAAUAAACCUCGACGGGGUGCUGGGAAAAGAGACCGACUGGUCGGGCCUUCCAAGGAAGAUUCUUUGCUACCCCCAAAGGGCGUGGCCUAUUGGAUGAUCAGCAAGCGGUGGCUCAGGUCCAGUCGUCGAAAUUAUCCGGACUUGCCAGGUGUCCUCGACGAUUUGGUUACCGACGAAGUGGCCGACUUUAACUGGAACGAAUUUCAUUUGUUGGGCGAGGAAACCGAUCUUUCUGACAAUGAUUGCGGGGAUCACAAGUCGGGACUGGUCGGGGAUUAUUCCUCUACCCAUACUACUUCUUCCCUACAGUACGCCUUGGGUCGCCCUGUGCUGUAA
Coprinopsis cinerea okayama7#130 is the source of this 1899-nucleotide messenger RNA. RefSeq lists its product as hypothetical. NCBI's taxonomy places the organism in Eukaryota, Fungi, Basidiomycota, Agaricomycetes, Agaricales, Psathyrellaceae. The transcript is spliced from 4 exons. The coding region runs from base 1 to 1899 and encodes 632 amino acids. The record is from RefSeq and is a predicted model, not a curated record.